AUGAAAGUAAUCCUGGUUCUCACUUUCCUGGCCACUUUGGUAGCUCUUUCCCUGGCUUUUCCCCAGGUGGGACAUGGAUCUCCUAAUGGACCCAGCGGCCGCUUUCCUAUGACCAAAAAUUGGGCCCAACCUCCAGUUGAUCUGCGUAAGCCCAUUAUCUUCCUGCCCGAAGCCACGCCCAUUCACGAAGCCCAGGAAUCGCGACCCGGACAGACCAGACGUCGCAAGAGUGGUUAG
This is a messenger RNA of Drosophila takahashii, 237 nucleotides long. RefSeq lists its product as uncharacterized. The record is from RefSeq and is a predicted model, not a curated record. NCBI's taxonomy places the organism in Eukaryota, Metazoa, Arthropoda, Insecta, Diptera, Drosophilidae.